Messenger RNA from Mollisia scopiformis, 495 nucleotides. RefSeq lists its product as uncharacterized. NCBI's taxonomy places the organism in Eukaryota, Fungi, Ascomycota, Leotiomycetes, Helotiales, Mollisiaceae. The transcript has 2 exons. The annotation marks the transcript as partial. The record is from RefSeq and is a predicted model, not a curated record.
GGUCAGCUCGAUGUGACCACCGGUUUUGAUAUCACGUGGCCGAACUCAGCCUUCAUCACAAUCGAUCCUAUCAAAGGAGAAAUCCUCUCUAUGGAUGUAUCAGGCGUCCAAGUCAACCCACUUCCGUUAACCUUCAUCACGGGAUCAGGAUGUGUCCAAGUCGCUCUCCGUUUCGGACUGAAAGCCGGUCUGGGCAUCAACCUUCUCGGCACGAGCGCCAACAUCCAAGCAGGUGCAUUCGUCGACGCCCCGGCAUACCAGGCGUGUGCCGAAUUCAACUCCGCUGCACCGUGCGAGCUUGGUCUCACCCAGAAAGUCUUCGGUGAUGCCGGCGCUUUUGCUGAUAUUGCUGUCAAGAUUGACUUCUUGCAAUUUUCAGAAGGUCCGAGUGUCGUGACCACAUUCUUCUCCGCAGAUCUACCUACUGCCUGCUUGGCGAGCACAACAACGCUGGCAAUUGCAAAUACGACCUCGUCCAAGGCUUCUGUCACUGCU